AUGGGUGAAGCUCGUCGACGCUGGACUGCAUCGGAGGAUGCACUCCUCUGGGACCUCUAUCAGAUCGAGGAGAAAGCACCCACGGGCAAAUCCCAAAAAAUCAACUGGAACGAGAUCGCGCGCCAGAUCCCCGGACGCAGCAACAAGGACUGUCGCAAGCGGUACUAUAACCGGUUCACGGGCGGGUUGCGCAAGGGCUCCUGGACGCAGGACGAAGACGAGCGGCUGUUCCAGCUUGUCGAGCGCUAUCAGUACCGGUGGGCGGCGAUUGCGCAAAAGAUGGAGACGCGGAAUGCGGAUCAGUGCUCGAAGCGCUGGCAUCACUGCCUGAACCCCGAGUUGGAGCGCAGUCCCUGGACGGACGGGGAGAACACGCUUUUGCUCUCGGCCGUUGGAGUCCACGGGAGUAGCUGGAAGGAGAUUCAGCGGUCACACUUUCCCACGCGGUCCGCGAACAAUAUCAAGAACCAAUAUACAAUCCUCAGCCGCAAAAGCCUGCCCUUGACGACCCUGCACCCCUGCUGCGCAUCUCCACCCCGGACAAAACCCUCCUCCCGCCGCCUCCCAUCCUCGAUACCGUCAGCCUCAUGCUCAACAUCAACAUCGUCAACGACGAGUUCCUACAUUCCCUCCUCCUCCUGCACCUCCACCUCCGACACAUACACGUACAACUCGCUAACCUCCACCCCACAACUCGCCGCAAACGACUACCUCCCCGCAACCCCCGAGACGACGGGCUCCAUAUCCGCCUUCAACUUUCCCCACGCGAUGCCGCUCUCGUCGAGCGGUGAUCCCGGUGCAUUCCCAUUCGACUAUCGCGCGGCGAUGUAUGCCGGGAGCGGCGGGAUUGAUCUUGGCAAUACGGGUUUCGGGGGCUGUGACGCUGCGGAGAUGGGGUAUGGGGUUGAUAUUGGUGUUGGGGUCUCGGGGUUUGGGGAGGGGCCGUUGUUGCGGUAUACGCAGUUUUCAGCUGGCGGGGGGUUUGGGCUUUGA
Molecule: messenger RNA, 993 nt
Organism: Aspergillus calidoustus
Lineage: Eukaryota; Fungi; Ascomycota; Eurotiomycetes; Eurotiales; Aspergillaceae
Source: the annotation of a GenBank genome assembly